CACAAAAGUAGCCCUAUACAAUGUCUAAAUUUUAAUUCGGGAAUUCAGUCAUUGAAGAAAGAAGCGCCACAUUUCCAACCCUGGCCUUUUUAUUCUCCUUUCUUUCAUUAAACCCCAAAAGGCAAAAUCCCUAAAAACUACCCAAUAGCCAGCCGGCAGCCGCUGCCGCCGCCGCCGCCCAGCCCCAGCUUUCAAGUCGACCAGCUUCAGGCCUCCAGCCAGUCCCGCCUUCCGCCUUCCGCCUUCCGCGAUCAGUAAGCCGCUGCCCGCCGGCUGUGACCUAUUCCAUAAAAUUAGAAAUUUGAUUUUUUUAAGGCUUAAUCUAUUAGCUUACCAGAGAUAAACUUGCAAUGGGCUACGCACAACUAGUCAUUGGUCCUGCUGGAAGUGGGAAAUCAACAUACUGUUCUAGCUUGUAUAAGCACUGUGAAACCAUGCGACGCACAAUCAAUAUCGUGAACCUUGAUCCUGCUGCUGAAAACUUUGAUUAUCCUGUUGCUGUUGAUAUCAGGGAACUUAUCAAUUUAGAUGAUGUAAUGGAAGAACUAGGAUUGGGUCCAAAUGGGGGUUUAAUUUACUGUAUGGAGGAACUAGAAGAUAAUCUUGAUGAUUGGCUUACUGAGAAACUAGAUGAUUUCAUGGAUGAUGAUUAUUUGGUUUUUGAUUGCCCGGGACAAAUUGAACUCUUUUCUCACGUCUCUGUCCUUAAUAAUUUUGUGGAGCAUUUGAGGCGCAAGGAUUUCAAUGUAUGUGCCGUUUAUUUGCUCGAUUCGCAGUUUAUGACUGAUGUUACAAAGUUUAUUAGUGGCUGUUUGUCAUCUCUUUCUGCCAUGAUUAAGCUUGAAAUACCCCAUGUUAAUAUCAUGUCAAAAAUGGAUCUUGUGAAGAAUAAGAAAGACCUUGAAGAAUAUCUGCAUCCUGAACCAGUUACAUUGCUUUCGCAACUGAAUCAGCAUAUGGCUCCACAGUUUGGGAAGUUGAAUAAAGCUCUGAUUGAUCUAGUGGAUGAGUAUAGUAUGGUGAGUUUCAUACCUCUCGAUUUGAGGAAACCGAAAAGUAUUCAGUAUGUGUUGUCAGAGAUUGAUACAAGUAUUCAGUUUGGAGAAGAUGCAGAUGUGAAGGUUAAAGAUUUUGAUAUUGAUCCUGAUGGUGGUGAUGAUUAGUUAUAAAGUAAUCUUAACUCUUACCCUAUUCCUAUCCUAACUUUUUACUCUUGUCAAACUGCCCUUUUCUUGUUCUUGUCUUGUGGUUUUACUGAUGAGUUACUCUGAACUGGAAUUACAAGAAUGAUAUUGUUCGUCGUAGUUUAUCUUGGAUGGUCUUAAUUCAUUGAAGUUGUAUAUAUAUCCUCUUAAUUUCUGUUUUGGAUUGACUGAUUUUGCAUUAUUUUUACUUUUAGUAAUGGUUCCUACAUCUCUAUUUUAGUUUUACUUAUAAAUUCUUUUACUCUUUUAAUCUUUAUGUACUCGCUACUUAACCCCACUUUAUAUACAAAUUACAAAUUAAUAUUUACAAUCUUUUAAAGAGGUGAAAAUUAAAUAAUACUGAGUAUAAGCUAUGUCCUACGAUUAUAUUGAUAUAAAACUACACUUCAUUUGCACCUCCAUCAUAAAUUAACGGUCUCUUUGAGAGAUCAUUUCUAAUUGGACU
Molecule: messenger RNA, 1650 nt
Organism: Amaranthus tricolor (Joseph's coat)
Lineage: Eukaryota; Viridiplantae; Streptophyta; Magnoliopsida; Caryophyllales; Amaranthaceae
Exons: 2
Coding region: 351-1163 (270 amino acids)
Molecular function (GO): GTPase activity
Source: RefSeq, a predicted model, not a curated record